AUGUCGCUGGCAGAGUUCGACGAAAUCAAUUACGACCAUUCGGCCAGCAGGCUUGAUGUGCCUUCGAACUACCUGAUGAAAAAGGCGCGCAGGAACCCGAACGGACUGGAGGAUCUGCGUCGGUCAAUGCGGUCUGCCACCAUUUACGUGGGCAACCUCUCGUUCUACACAUCCGAGGAGCAGAUAUAUGAGCUAUUCAGCAAGUCCGGUGUGAUAAAACGCAUAAUCAUGGGCUUGGACCGCUUCAAGUUCACGCCGUGCGGGUUCUGCUUCGUGAUAUACAACACGCCCGAGGAGGCGCUCGACGCGGUCAAAUACCUUUCGGGCACCAAGCUGGACGACCGUAACAUCUCGCUAGACCUGGACCCCGGGUUCGAGGACGGACGGCAGUUCGGCCGUGGUAAGAGCGGCGGCCAGGUGAGUGACGAGCUGCGGUUCGAAUUCGACGCUUCGCGCGGCGGGUUCACGGUGCCGCUGGUGGACCGUAUCGGCUUCAGCAACACUCACAACUUUGGCGCGCGUCGUGUGAGAGACACCUACGUGCCAGAAGAGCCUGAGGACGACGAGGAAGAGCCUGACACCUACGUGCCGGGCGAGGACUGA
Molecule: messenger RNA, 603 nt
Organism: Lachancea thermotolerans CBS 6340
Lineage: Eukaryota; Fungi; Ascomycota; Saccharomycetes; Saccharomycetales; Saccharomycetaceae
Gene: CBC2
Product: nuclear cap-binding protein subunit CBC2
Exons: 1
Coding region: 1-603 (200 amino acids)
Biological process (GO): mRNA cis splicing, via spliceosome
Cellular component (GO): nuclear cap binding complex
Molecular function (GO): RNA cap binding
Source: RefSeq, a predicted model, not a curated record